AAGGAGGAGGAGGUAGAGUACAUCGACUACAAGACACCUCAGGAACCAAUUACUGGCGAGCUCGACGUCGACCAAACAGAUCUUUACAUAGAGGCUCUACGACGCUAUCCCAAUGACGAAUCGAUCGACCAAGCCGAUGAGAAGAGACUGAAGCGCAAGCUAGACACACGUAUACUGCCGCUGCUAGGUAUAUGUUACUUCUUCUACCUGACUGGCGAGGAAUACUCAUGGUUGUCGAGUAUAUUCUACUUUGGCUGGCUAGUCUGGGCCAUACCUUCCAAUCUCAUUAUGCAAAGAUGCCGCCCUGGAUGGUACUUGUCCUUCAACAUCUUCAUGUGGGGAGCAUUGCUCAUGUGUCAGGCUGCUGCGAACAACUUCCCAGCUUUGGCAGCAUUGCGCAUCUUAUCUGGCGCCUUUGAGGCGAUCGCCGAUCCGGCUUUCAUGCUCAUUACGUCCAUGUACUAUACUCGUGAGGAGCAGCCCUCUCGAAUCGCAGCAUGGUAUGUGUGGAACGGUGUGGGUGUUGCCGGUGGCGGUUUGAUUGGAUACGGAAUUGGCAACAUCAAUAGUGCCCUCGCCUCCUGGCGCUAUGAAUUCUUGGUCGUCGGCGCCUUCUGCUCAGCAUGGGCAAUUGUUCUCUGUCUGCUUCUCCCCAACUCACCUACGACCUUCAAAGGCUUUUCCCGUGAUGAGAAGCUAAUCAUGAUCGCACGCAUGCGCCGCAACCAGACUGGUGUUGAACAGAAGCGUAUCAACUGGGAUCAGAUCAAGGAGGCGUACCUCGACUACAAGACAUGGCUAUUCACUCUGCUUGGGUUUACUGCCAACAUACCUAACGGUGGGAUUUCUAAUUUUAGUACACUGGUCAUCAAGGGUCUAGGGUUCAACACUCUGCACACAGCACUGCUUGGUAUCCCGCAGGGAGCUCUGGUAGUCUUCUGGAUUGGUCUUGGAGCCAUGGCAAACAGAUAUCUGCCUAAGAACAGUCGUACUAUCGUGUGUGCGCUCUUCAUGCUACCUACCAUUGCCGGUGCCCUUGGCUUCUUAUUGGCACCCGAUACUGCUUAUNNCUACUUGACGGGCUCGUAUCAGGCCUCAUUCGUACUGUCUCUAUCAUUGGUCACCAGUAAUACCGGCGGUCAGUCGAAGAAGAUGAUAGUAUCUGGAAUGAUCUGGUUCGGCGCAUGUGUUGGAAACAUCGCUAGCCCGUUCUUCUACAGACAAGAGCAGGCACCUUCAUACCCUCUGGGUAUCGGCUCCCUGUUGGCGGCAAACUGUAUCGAAGUCUUGCUAUUUGGAGCGCUGAGAUAUGCUUUCAUCUGGGAGAACAAGCGCAAGGAGAAGAUCAGACUCCGCAUGUGCGAGAGUGGUGAAGCUGCUGAGCUGAAUGACACGGCCUUCAGCAAUUUGACGGACAAGCAGAAUCCUAACUUCGAGUAUGUGUAU
Molecule: messenger RNA, 1446 nt
Organism: Aureobasidium uvarum
Lineage: Eukaryota; Fungi; Ascomycota; Dothideomycetes; Dothideales; Saccotheciaceae
Source: the annotation of a GenBank genome assembly